Messenger RNA from Salvia splendens (bonfire salvia), 1092 nucleotides. RefSeq names its product homeobox-leucine zipper protein HAT22. The record is from RefSeq and is a predicted model, not a curated record. Gene Ontology annotation, biological process: regulation of DNA-templated transcription. Bases 114 to 803 code for a protein of 229 amino acids. Gene Ontology annotation, molecular function: DNA-binding transcription factor activity, RNA polymerase II-specific; sequence-specific DNA binding. The transcript has 3 exons. Lineage: Eukaryota; Viridiplantae; Streptophyta; Magnoliopsida; Lamiales; Lamiaceae.
ACUACAAAUGAAGCACCCACCCACCAUUUCUCCCAUUACAAAACUCCCCUCUCACAUUCCUCAAAUCCAAUCCAAAACCACAAACACUUUUCUUCUCCUCUCAUCUCCUCCAAAUGGAUUUUGAAGAUUUAUGCAACACAGGACUGGUUUUGGGGCUGGGAAACUACUCACCAUCAUCACUCACCUCCAAAAACCCCACAAAAAAUGGUGAUCACAUUAGAAAAACCGCGGAGCCGUCAUUGACUCUGAGCCUCUCCGGUGCGAAGAAGGACGAUUCCGAUCUGUACAGACAGGACAGCGCGGCGUCGUCCUUCCCCACUGUUAGCGUGAAGAGAGAGAGAGAAGUCAGAAGCGAGGAUGAAGAAGAAGACGGCCCCAACGAUAGGAAGAAACUUAGGCUUAGCAAAGCGCAGGCGGCUCUUCUUGAGGAAAGCUUCAAGCAGCACAGCACUCUCAAUCCUAAACAAAAGCAAGAUCUGGCUCGUGAAUUGAAGCUCAGACCACGACAGGUUGAAGUCUGGUUUCAGAAUCGUAGAGCCAGAACUAAGCUUAAGCAAACAGAAUUAGACUGCGAAUUCUUGAAGAAAUGCUGCGAGACGCUGACGGAUGAGAACCGGCGACUGCACAAGGAAUUGCAGGAGCUCAAAUUAUCUCAGCCGCUUUACAUGCAGCUGCCGGCGGCAACGCUCACCAUGUGCCCUUCCUGCGAAAGGAUCGGCGGCGCCGUUGCCGAUAACACCGCUAAGACCUUCAUCAAGCCUCACUUUUAUAAUCCUUUCACCAAUCCAUCCGCAGCUUGUUGAUUCAAUUUCUGCAAAAAAUAUAAGGAAUCCCCCACAACCCUGUUUUUUAUUCGGUUAAGGGCUUGUAGAAAAGCAAGAUAUAAAAUUAUAUAUGUUCAUCUAAUUUAUAGAAAUUAGGAAAUUACUAAUCAUCUUUUCUUUUAUUUUUUCUUUUCUACUCUUAGUUGCGUGUGUAAUAGUUUUAUAUUGUAAUUAUUUUAAUUAAUAUACUGUAUUUUUAUGUUACUUUUUUUUCAAUUAUUGGUCUAUGGACUAUGAUUACUGAUUGAUUACAUUUUCAUAUGAAUUA